AUGCGUGAAAUCGUCCAUCUCCAAACCGGCCAAUGCGGUAACCAAAUUGGUGCUGCUUUCUGGCAAACCAUCUCUGGUGAGCAUGGUCUCGACGGAUCUGGCUUCUACAAUGGCUCCUCCGAUAUCCAGUUGGAGCGCAUGAACGUUUAUUUCAAUGAGGCUUCUGGCAAGAAGUACGUCCCCCGUGCCGUCCUCGUCGACUUGGAGCCCGGUACCAUGGACGCAGUCCGUGCCGGUCCCUUUGGCGAACUCUUUCGUCCAGACAACUUCGUUUUCGGCCAGUCUGGUGCUGGAAACAAUUGGGCCAAGGGCCAUUACACCGAGGGUGCUGAGCUGGUGGACCAGGUGAUCGAUGUCGUCCGUCGUGAGGCUGAAGGCUGUGACUGCCUCCAGGGUUUCCAAAUUACUCACUCCCUUGGUGGUGGGACCGGUGCCGGUAUGGGAACUUUGUUGAUCUCCAAGAUACGUGAGGAAUUCCCAGACCGCAUGAUGGCCACUUUCUCCGUCGUUCCUUCGCCCAAAGUCUCCGACACCGUUGUCGAGCCAUACAAUGCCACCCUCUCAGUUCAUCAACUCGUUGAGCACUCUGAUGAGACCUUCUGUAUCGAUAACGAGGCUCUGUAUGAUAUCUGCAUGCGGACUCUCAAGCUCUCUGAGCCAUCAUAUGGCGACCUCAACCAUCUUGUCUCCGCAGUCAUGUCCGGUGUGACCACCUGCCUACGAUUCCCUGGUCAGCUUAACUCUGACCUACGCAAACUCGCCGUCAACAUGGUUCCUUUCCCUCGUCUUCACUUCUUCAUGGUCGGAUUCGCUCCUCUCACCAGCCGUGGCGCAUACUCUUUCCGUGCUGUCACCGUUCCGGAAUUGUCUCAACAGAUGUUCGAUCCUAAGAACAUGAUGGCUGCUUCCGACUUCCGUAACGGCCGUUACCUCACCUGCUCAGCUAUCUUCCGUGGUAAGGUAUCCAUGAAGGAAGUCGAAGAUCAGAUGCGCAAUGUUCAAAACAAGAACAACACCUACUUCGUUGAGUGGAUUCCCAACAAUGUUCAGACCGCUCUCUGCUCCAUUCCUCCUCGCGGUCUCAAGAUGUCUUCCACUUUCGUUGGAAACUCCACCUCCAUCCAGGAACUCUUCAAGCGUGUUGGUGAUCAGUUCACCGCUAUGUUCAGACGCAAGGCUUUCUUGCAUUGGUAUACGGGUGAGGGAAUGGACGAGAUGGAAUUCACUGAGGCGGAGAGCAACAUGAACGAUUUGGUCUCCGAGUACCAGCAGUACCAGGAGGCUAGCAUUUCCGAGGGAGAGGAUGAAUAG
Paracoccidioides lutzii Pb01 is the source of this 1311-nucleotide messenger RNA. Its product is annotated as tubulin beta chain. Gene Ontology annotation, molecular function: structural constituent of cytoskeleton; GTP binding; GTPase activity. The coding region runs from base 1 to 1311 and encodes 436 amino acids. The transcript has 8 exons. Gene Ontology annotation, cellular component: cytoplasm; microtubule. Gene Ontology annotation, biological process: microtubule cytoskeleton organization; mitotic cell cycle. The record is from RefSeq and is a predicted model, not a curated record.